Messenger RNA from Trichomonas vaginalis G3, 192 nucleotides. Its product is annotated as ankyrin repeat protein family. Gene Ontology annotation, molecular function: protein binding. The record is from RefSeq and is a predicted model, not a curated record. NCBI's taxonomy places the organism in Eukaryota, Parabasalia, Trichomonadida, Trichomonadidae. The transcript has a single exon. The coding region runs from base 1 to 192 and encodes 63 amino acids.
AUGUGCAUCGAAGUCAAUAAAGACGCAAAGGAUGAAGAUGGAUGGACUCCACUCAUUUAUGCAUCAUCUAAAGGUUAUCUUUCAGUUGUUCAAUAUCUUAUCUCAGUUGGAGCUAAUAAAGAAGCAAAAACUAAUGAUGGAAAAACAGCUCUUUCAAUUGCAAAAAAACAAAAAAAAUAUGAGAUUAUUUGA